AAGUGCGCUAUUUCCGGAAGAUGGUUCCUGAUUGCUAAGCAACGGUUUGACAACUAGUGCCGAGAGCUACGCUUGUAGAGCUUUCUUCCAGUGCCAUGACCAGGGCGGGUGACUUGGGUGUGAGCUCAGCGGGGGCCCGGGUCACACUGGCGACCUCCAGCGAUGAGAGGCACCCCGCGGAGCAUAUUUUGGAUGGGGACCCAGAGACGUUCUGGACAUCAACAGGGAUGUUUCCCCAAGAAUUCAUCAUCAGCCUGAACAGUCCUUCAAAAAUCAACAAAAUCACUCUCCAGAGUUCAUUAAUACAAAGCUUACGAAUUGAAACAAGCAUAUCUAGAGAACCCAUCAAUUUUGAACGCUGCAUGGAAAAAGAUCUUGAGCAUGUCGAAGGUCAGCUCCAGAAUGAAGAGAUUACACUCCCUGGAAUCCAAGCCACUCAUUUACGCUUUGUGAUCCUGUCUGGGUAUGACCAUUUUGUGGCUGUGUAUAGUGUAUCGGCAGAACUAUGACAUUUGCUGCAAAAUGUAAAUGAAGAGAAAUCCAAUGCCCUUUUCUGUUUUUGUAAAUAUAUUGCUCUGCAAAAAAGACACUUUAUAUUUGGUCCUUAUGUGUACUGUAAAUUGUGGAUAUCUUUUUCAAACAUUUGUAUGACGUAUUUCUUAAUAAAUCAUUGAUCUUCAA
Messenger RNA from Spea bombifrons (plains spadefoot toad), 681 nucleotides. It is a transcript of the gene IFT25, whose product is annotated as intraflagellar transport 25. Gene Ontology annotation, cellular component: cilium; centrosome; intraciliary transport particle B. Gene Ontology annotation, biological process: intraciliary transport. NCBI's taxonomy places the organism in Eukaryota, Metazoa, Chordata, Amphibia, Anura, Pelobatidae. The transcript has 5 exons. The record is from RefSeq and is a predicted model, not a curated record. The coding region runs from base 96 to 509 and encodes 137 amino acids.